GUCGGUUGCCAUGACACUAUUCAAACGAAUGUCAUUUUCUCGUAAACAAACGACUAAUACACUCCCUUUUUAUAACAUAUUCGCUAAUAUGUCUGAAAAAUCUAAAUCGGUGUCAUCUACGGCCUCCAAAACGUACAGAACACGGCCUUCGACUGUCGGGCCACCGACUACGCGUCGUUCCGUUGCUCCGUCGAACACAAUGAAAGAUCGCAACACGCGUCCCACGAAAAUCAACAAAAAUGCUACUCUGGUCAGCGAGGCCGAUUUAACAAUGCGUCCGGAGUUCUCUAUGCCCGAUUUUGAGACGGAAAACAAGCAAGUAGCGUACGGGAAGUUCCUGCGUUCGAUGUUGGAAGACUGUUUGCUGGAUGAGAAGAUUGAAAGGGAGGAAACGGAUGUGGAUAAACAAAUGGCGCUGUUGGCGGACAGGUUUCAAAAGACCAUGUCACAGCUGGACAAGACUAAUCGACGUCUGAAGGAUAUAUCGUUCGUUCAGGAGCAGGAGAGACUAAUCCAACUGCGCCACGAAGACAACGCUAAAAUCUUCGAAGCAACCGCCAACAGUACUGCUCCGGAGAUCCUUACCAGCCUGUCCAACACCGAGCAAGCUCACCUAGACAAGCUCGUGACAAAGAACGUUGAUUUCGGCUAUGACAAGAACAGCGGAUACAAGCAGCUACUCGACGCCGUACAAGACGCCAUCGGGGGCUUAGAAGAGAUCAAGAAGCAUUCAAACUUAGAUAUGAACAAGUUUAAAGAAUAUGAGAAUACUAAAACUAUGUCCGAGCAAAUGGAAUUGAGUAAAAUGGACCUGGAGAUGCUUAAGACGGAGUUUGAGGUUAAGUUUCCGAAGUUUAGCGAGAGACUGCUGAAGGAGGCUUCGGAGAAGCUUGCUAAAAUGGUUGAAGAUGGGGAGGAAUGA
Molecule: messenger RNA, 922 nt
Organism: Cydia amplana
Lineage: Eukaryota; Metazoa; Arthropoda; Insecta; Lepidoptera; Tortricidae
Exons: 2
Coding region: 11-922 (303 amino acids)
Source: RefSeq, a predicted model, not a curated record